Erinaceus europaeus (western European hedgehog) is the source of this 3108-nucleotide messenger RNA. It is a transcript of the gene DERL1, whose product is annotated as derlin 1. NCBI's taxonomy places the organism in Eukaryota, Metazoa, Chordata, Mammalia, Eulipotyphla, Erinaceidae. Gene Ontology annotation, molecular function: misfolded protein binding; ubiquitin-specific protease binding. Gene Ontology annotation, biological process: endoplasmic reticulum unfolded protein response. The transcript is spliced from 8 exons. Bases 232 to 987 code for a protein of 251 amino acids. Gene Ontology annotation, cellular component: endoplasmic reticulum membrane; Hrd1p ubiquitin ligase ERAD-L complex. The record is from RefSeq and is a predicted model, not a curated record.
GACUUCUGGUCAACGUCUUGCUGAGCCACCGGAAGAGGAAGUUUCGCCGUCGAACGCUCCCUCGCUGGUCCGAAUUCGGUGGCGCCACGUCCGCGGGUCUCCGCCUUCUGCAUCGCACCUUGGGACGGUUUCCGCCUCUGUACUUUCCACUUGCGGAGCCGGUGGUGCCGUGAGGGGUCGGGGGCAGGGAGUCGGACAGCUUUGCGCAUCCUGGCCACCUAAGAGGCGAAGAUGUCGGACAUUGGGGACUGGUUUAGAAGCAUCCCGGCUAUCACGCGCUAUUGGUUCGCCGCCACCGUUGCAGUACCUUUGGUCGGCAAACUUGGUCUCAUCAGUCCGGCCUACUUCUUCCUCUGGCCCGAAGCCUUUCUCUAUCGCUUCCAGAUUUGGAGGCCAGUUACUGCCACCUUUUAUUUCCCUGUGGGCCCAGGAACUGGAUUUCUUUAUCUGGUCAAUUUAUAUUUCUUGUAUCAAUAUUCCACAAGACUUGAAACAGGAGCUUUUGAUGGGAGGCCAGCGGACUAUUUAUUCAUGCUCCUCUUUAACUGGAUUUGCAUUGUGAUUACUGGCUUAGCAAUGGAUAUGCAACUGCUGAUGAUUCCUCUGAUCAUGUCAGUACUUUAUGUGUGGGCCCAGUUGAACAGAGACAUGAUUGUAUCGUUUUGGUUUGGAACACGGUUUAAGGCCUGUUACUUGCCUUGGGUUAUCCUUGGAUUCAACUAUAUCAUUGGAGGCUCGGUGAUCAAUGAGCUGAUUGGAAAUCUUGUUGGACAUCUUUACUUCUUCCUAAUGUUCAGAUACCCGAUGGACUUGGGAGGAAGAAAUUUUCUGUCCACACCUCAGUUUUUGUACCGGUGGCUGCCCAGCAGGAGAGGAGGGGUGUCAGGAUUUGGUGUGCCCCCUGCAAGCAUGAGGCGAGCUGCUGAUCAGAAUGGCGGUGGAGGGAGACACAACUGGGGACAGGGCUUUCGACUUGGGGACCAGUAAAGGAGUGGCUUCUGACCUGCCCACCUGCCGCUCUGCUCAGAUGAAGUUCCCUCCCAGUGCUGGGUGCGCUUAACAUCCAAAUUCUAGCUAAUGCUGCUGGACCCGACCCACACUGAAUGUAGUUUUUCAGUACAAGACACACUUUAAAAAAAAAAAAAUCCUGAAGAAAAAUAUAAGUGUUCCUCAAGUUUCAUGAUUCUCAUUCAAGUCCUUACUACUAUGAAGAACAAAUAGCAACUGUGCAAAUUCAGAAAUGACUCUAUCUCUCGGUGUCUUCUCUUUUCCAUCUUGAAUAAUGGGUGUUCUCAGAGCACCAAGUUGGGCAUCUGGGGUGGAGUCACAAUACUGUUUUUAAAGGGACUCUUACCUCUUACACUCUUUCUUUCUCUCCUGCAUACUCACACACCCUCCUACUUUUCCCAGUCCCCAAGUUCGCAUCUAGGGGAGGUUGACCAUGAAAUGAAUUUGCCCUUGACAAGGGCUCUUAUUUAUUGACUUUUGCCAAGGCUUGAUCACAAAGAACUUGUUCACACCAUUUCCCCUCCUGCCCCCCCCCUUUGGUGACAGAACUCUAGUUAUAGAGGAGAAGACUAGAGCAGUGAGUGAAGAACUUUCUCAGCUUUAGAAAUUGGCUGUGAUCUGACAUCCACUGCAACCUUUUGCCACCUCUUCAGAUAUUUUUUAUUUAAAAAAAACACCACUGAAUCAGUGAGACUACAGAUAGGAAUAAACCUGACAUGAGGUCUGUUCUGGGUAGUUUUUUUUGUUUUAUUUUUUUCUCUCUAAGUGAUCAAAACCAUAGUGGAGUUGCAUCUUAUCCAAGAGUUAGGUUUGUAUCUUUCAGGAAGGUUCUACUGGCUGUGUAUAUACCCAGAGGGGUUGAGUUGUGUGGUUCCAGAGACUUGCAAAUCUCACUUGCCACAGACUGGUGUUCUCUUUCAGAGACACUUGGCAUUGAUUUCAUUCCAUCUUCUUCCUGGGUUUUUGUUGUGCAGAGCAGGGGUGGGGAAGUUGAAAUCGUCAGGUUUUUUUUUCCCUUCCUUUCCUCCCUUAUUUGAAUGGCCAUAUGCUUCAAUAGAUGAUGAGGGAAGUGCAGCUCCUCUGCAUGUAGAUCAUUUUUAAUGACUGAGGCCAGUCUUGAGGCCAGUCACUUAAUUUUGAGUUGUAGCAGCUUUAGAAUAACUUAGGUGUGAGGGUCUUGAUUAUUUUGAGCCAUGAAUGUACACCAGACCAGCCUAAAUGCUCACAUUUUACUAUGUGGGCUUUUUCCUUUAGAGGACGACUUGCCACCAAAUAGAGAUUUUUGGAGGCUAUGGUAUUAUACACAGUUUUUCUUUUUUUUUUUCUUUUUAAUUCUCAAUGUAGACUGGGUAGGAGCAGUGUUGAGUUGCUGUCACACUUUGAGUUAGAUAAAAGGACUUUGAGCAUUUUGAUCAGUUUGUUUUCAGGAAAUAAUAUGCUUUAAUAUAUGACACUUUUUUGCCCUGCCCUUAAAGUGUGAUGGGUGCCAUCUUAGGAAGGGGUGACUUGGAACUAGCUCACUUUAAAUAAAGUUUUGUGUACCAUAUUUGAUUUAUACAACAAAAUAGGAAGUGGAAGAAUCUGAACCUUUUCUGUCAUAUGUUCCGCUGUUGACCUGUGGCGACAAUAAAAACGGACUUGUAAAAUUUUAGAAGCCAUCAUACUGUUAUGUUGUAUGUGUACUUGUCUAGGAGUGGAAACUUGUGUAAGAGGCUUCUUGUGGUAAGUGAGGGAGAGUCUCUUACAUCCACUUAGUAACUCAGUUACCAAUUGCAGUUAUUUUUCUAAAGAUUGCAAAUAUUCAAAAGUCUUCAGUUCAAGGUAAAAUGGUGAUUAGGUUUAUUUUUAUUUUUUUUAUUUUUAUUUUUUUAAAGAAACUGAAAAUGUUGUUAAUCAUGUCUGUAUAUUACUUCACUUUAUGGAAUGACUUUAGCCCACUAGACUAUUCGAUAUUUGACUUGAUCAGUAAGACACGACAGUGGGUUCUCUUUAUGAAUAAAAACUAUUUUGCGUAGAGAAAUUCCUUUUUUGUAACCAGUUCUUUUUAUUGGUAAAAAAUAUAAAUUAAAAUGUGUAACUCUUGUUACACAUCUGUGCUAA